CAUUAAUAUCAAUUUGAAAAACAAUCUAAAAGAUAUUUAGGAAACUCUUAUAUGUAAUAUCCAUGGGCAAGUAAACGAGGAUUGAAGAACUACCAACCUAAAACUACAUUUCCAUUACUCGACGUGACUGGUAGAAACUGUGUUGUGCUGUGUUGCAGGAAAGAGUUAAUAGUGUAGUAUUUGUUAGCUGUUAUCGCUGUAUUUGGUGCAACGAAGGCAAUUCUUCUACUUCCAAGAUGUUUUUGACGCGUUCGGAAUAUGACAGAGGUGUGAACACGUUCUCUCCAGAAGGACGUUUAUUUCAGGUUGAAUAUGCAAUUGAAGCAAUUAAAUUAGGUUCUACUGCAAUAGGCAUUUGCACAUCUGAAGGAGUAGUUUUAGCAGUAGAAAAGCGCAUUACAUCUCCGCUAAUGGAGCCUACAACAAUAGAAAAAAUUGUUGAAGUAGACAAGCAUAUUGGAUGUGCGGUGAGUGGAUUAAUGGCAGAUUCCCGCACAAUGUUGGACAGAGCAAGAGUAGAAUGUCAGAACCAUUGGUUCGUCUACAAUGAACGCAUGGCUGUGGAGAGUGUUGCCCAAGCUGUAUCAAAUCUUGCCAUCCAAUUUGGUGACUCAGAUGAUGAUGGAGGAGCAAUGAGUCGACCUUUUGGUGUAGCGAUUCUGUUUGCUGGCUGUGAUGAAAAAGGACCUCAACUUUUCCAUAUGGAUCCAUCAGGAACUUUUGUACAAUUUGAAGCAAAAGCAAUUGGGUCAGGAAGUGAAGGAGCUCAGCAGAGUCUUCAGGAAAUGUAUCACAAGUCCAUGACUUUGAAAGAAGCUCUGACUACAGCUCUCACCAUCCUGAAACAAGUAAUGGAAGAGAAGCUGAGUUCUACCAAUGUGGAAGUAAUGACUAUGACGCCAGAAAAAAUGUUCCAUAUGUUCUCACGUGAGGAAGUUGAAGAGAUUCUUGGAACUUUGGCCCCUAUCUCAAAGGAAGACUCAUUGGCAGGAGGAGUAUCAACAGCACGAGAGGGAGUAUCAGCUUAGCUGGUUCAUCAAACUUUUACUGGAGAGUGGGCUGCUACUACUCUUAAUUCAUAUUUGUGUUUUCGUAUUACUACUUCAUUUCAAUAAAAAGCUUUCAAUUA
Molecule: messenger RNA, 1129 nt
Organism: Gryllus bimaculatus (two-spotted cricket)
Lineage: Eukaryota; Metazoa; Arthropoda; Insecta; Orthoptera; Gryllidae
Source: the annotation of a GenBank genome assembly